AUGAUCUGGAAAAACAUAUUCAUUCUUGGCUUACUGCCAGUCGCAAUUGCGGACCCGGACCCGGACCCAAAGAAACACAAAGGCGGAGGCCACAAGGGUGGAGAUGAACACCAUGAAACAGCUUUGACGACGACUCCAAUAGAGAGCUCAUCUAUUUCUGCUCCUCCACUUCGAAACCACUCAACUUCCGAGCCACAUACGCCGUUCACUGGAACAGCAACCACCACCGGUGCUUUGACUGCAACUUCAAUUGGGACAGGGAUUCCCAGUGAGGGCGUUGCCGCUGGAGCCACAAGCUAUCCAGCUGAUGGAAAGCUUCAUCAUGCAGAGCCUGCUCCCUUUGACCCAGCAGGCGGCGUUGGAACGAAUGGAAGCACGCCCGUUUAUAAUACAAAGAGCGACUUCGAUUUCGAAUCCUUGGCCCUUGCUCUAUACCAAGAAUGGCUUGAAUACGAUCUUUUCCAGGAUGGACUCAGACGGUUCAACGAAUCUGAAUUCCAAGCAGCUGGUCUUUCCUCUGCAGAUCGCGAACUGAUCCAAUUCAUGGCGCAACAAGAGCUAGGCCAUGUUACCAUGCUGAGCAACAUCCUGGGAGAACAUGCCCCGCAGCAGUGCACCUACAUCUACCCGUACACCAACGUGAAAGAAUUCAUUGACUUCUGUCAGAAACUGACACGGUUUGGUGAAGCGGGUGUGUAUGGAUUCCUGGCUCACUUGGAUUCACGCGAGGCGGCCACUCUACUCACGCAGUCCAUCACCACCGAAGCUCGCCAACAGCUGAUAUUCCGUCAGUUUGAGGGUCUGUUUCCGAUGGUGGAAUGGUUUCAGCUUGGUAUACCGCAGUCCUGGGCCUGGACAUUGCUAGCUCCCUUUAUCAGUACCUGUCCUGAGAAUCAGACCAGGUUGAUUUGGCAGAACUUCCCGACGCUUUUGGUUGUUGACCAACCCAAUCCUUGGAACACGGGUAUCACGGCGAACUCUCCUUCGGGGCAGAAUCAGUCUUCUGGCUCUAGCACUGCAACAAGUUCCAGUCAGUCUUCUGAUUCGAGCACCACAACAAGUUCCAGCCAGGCGUCUGACUCCAGUGAGAGCUCAGAGCCGACCCAAACCCCUGCUCCCAGCCAGCUUUCUGGGCUCAACCAGACUGCAGGGUUCAUUUUCAACCAGUCAUCCGGGGCAAAUGACACUGUUGGUCCAGGCGUUAGCAUUCCCAGAACACCCAAAGGCAGCAAUUCUACCAACUCAACAUCCAACUGCGGAGUCACUGUUAGUAAGAUUCGGCCACUGCCACUUACUUUCCCGGGCCGCCGAGUGCUGUUGCAGUGGGAUGCCCCGGGAAGGCAGGUUGGACCCAACAACAGCUACAUCACUACGACUCAAACCGAAGCUGGUAGUGCCAGGUAUGUCAUUUGGGUGUCUCAGCUCAAUGUGACAUACACCACUUUGACCAUCGACAACAGUACCAAUGGCACCGCCAUAACCAACAGCACCGGUGGCCGAGGGCAUACUAUCCAACCUGACUUGGAGACGUAUCAGGGUGAUCCUGCAAUUAAUGGAACCAUCUUCAUUGCUAUCACGGACAGUGAUCCGGCUCUCAGUCCUUUCAAUCUAAGCUUGAUCAACCCGCAUGUGGUUGCGGGUCCGGCGUUGUACCAGGCUGGGGGGACUCGAUUCGUCACGGUCGAUGCGUCCGGAGAAUUGGUCGACACCCACGGGGACAUCGACGAACACCUCUCAAAUACUUCCAAGAGCCCACCAAGCAAGGCAGCCCCAGUACCAAAAGCGACCGGUCAUCAAUCUGAUUCAGAAGUUGUGGUUGAUCAACCACUCCCGCCGUUCCUUGAUACAAUCCUCCUUUCUAUCCCCCUCACCACUCUCCACCUCACUCUGAGCUUCCUAGCAGCGCACCAAUACGCUGAAACCACCGACCUACCCGAACUCUUCAAAAAUUCUCUCCUGACUGCUUUCCCCCUCUUGACAUUGUUUGUCCACCUCGCGCAUGGCCAUAUCAUCCCCUUUGGCAAACCUCGCUCAAAGAAUGAGCCAUCAGAACCUUCGUUGUUCCCAUUAACAGCAGACAAGCGGAAUAUCGCGUUCCUCAGAAAAUUGGUCUUUCCCCCUGCACUGCGAACCUAUGUUUUCCUUCCUGUUGCUGCAGUACUUGGUGCGCAUCUGAUCGCUAUUACCAAUGGCGAGCCAUACUAUGCGGUCAUGAAGAAGGCCCCAGCUGUCGGCACCAUUUGGAUUUGGUGUAUAUUGGAAUUAUCCUUUGGAGCAGCUGCGCUCGGGGCUCUGGGACCUUUGAUCUGGGGUGUUUGGUGGAUGGACUAUGGCAUUUUCUGA
This is a messenger RNA of Penicillium brevicompactum, 2343 nucleotides long. Its product is annotated as ferritin-like domain-containing protein. The transcript is spliced from 3 exons. The record is from RefSeq and is a predicted model, not a curated record. NCBI's taxonomy places the organism in Eukaryota, Fungi, Ascomycota, Eurotiomycetes, Eurotiales, Aspergillaceae. Bases 1 to 2343 code for a protein of 780 amino acids.